AUGUUGAUUUGGUCUUUUAUCGUUUCUAACCUGCAAAUGUUUCUCUGCAAUGUGUGAUCUUUAAACUUGUGUGCUCUGCAUCUGAAAAAGAUGAAUUCAAACGAGAAUAAUAGUGUUUUACGUUUAUUCGAAACUAAACCAUGUUUAAAAGUAUGUGCACCAAUGGUACGUUAUAGCAAGUUACAGUUUCGACAACUUGUUAGACUCUAUGAUUGUGACUUGGCUUUUACACCUAUGCUACUGGCUGAUUCUUUUAUUUUGAGUAGUAAAGCAAGAAAUAAUGAAUUUACAACAAGUAAAAAUGAUUCACCAUUAGUUGUUCAAUUUGCAUCGAAUAAUGUUAGUGAUUUCGUUGGAGCAUCGGUUCUAGUUAGCCCAUAUUGCAAUGGUGUGGAUUUAAACUGCGGAUGUCCACAAAGAUGGGCUAAAAAGUUGGGUCUGGGUUGUGAGUUAAUGAACAAUCCAGAAAUAAUAUGCUCGAUGAUAAAAGAAUGUAAAUCAGCGAUAAACAAUCAAAACUUUACGAUUUCUGUAAAAACACGCAUACUUUACGAUAUAAGAAAAACGGUUGAUUUGUGUCAGAAACUAGACAAAGCUGGUGCUAGCUUUUUAACAAUUCAUGGCAGAUAUCCAGAUGUAUCAUCUGGUCCUGUCAAUACAGAUGCAAUCAAAUUAAUUUGUGAGAAUGUGUCAUGUCCUGUAAUUGCAAAUGGCGGAGUAGAAACACUAGAUGAUUAUAAUAAUUUAUCAAAACUUACAAAGUGUAAUGGUGUAAUGGCUGCAAAUGGAUUAUUAUCAAAUCCGACAUUAUUUACAGGCGAAACUUAUGAUUUUCGAGCAGCGCAAGUUGUCGUAGAACACUGGAUUCUGUUAUGCUACUAUAACGUCUUAAUGAAAUCAAGAAGAUACAUUUUAAACAAUGUUUUUGACUUAGGUAAACCGGAUAAUAUAACUUUUCAAUGUUUUCAUCAUCAUCUAGUGUUUAUGCUCGGUAGGAUAUUAAAUAGAAAACAGAAACAAGUAUUUAACAAUUUAAAAAGCUUUUCGGAUGUGUUACAUUUUAUAUGGGAGAAUAAUUUAUUUAGAAAUCCGCCGUUUAUAAUUAGAUGUUGUAGUUUAAUUGAUAACGAUAUAAUAGAAAUGCCAUUGGAUUAUGAUACGAAUAAUAUUUAUGUAAAAGCAAGCAGUGCUGCUUCACAUCAAAGUGAAAAACUUGAUGGAGAAAGUCGAGAUGUAACGAAUGGGAAAUAUUUUAACGAUUUUACAUUAAACGAAUUGUUUGUUUAACAAAUUAAACUAAAAAAUAGAAAUAUUUAUUCUUACCAUGA
Dalotia coriaria is the source of this 1328-nucleotide messenger RNA. RefSeq names its product Dihydrouridine synthase 4 (gene Dus4). The record is from RefSeq and is a predicted model, not a curated record. Gene Ontology annotation, molecular function: flavin adenine dinucleotide binding; tRNA dihydrouridine synthase activity. Lineage: Eukaryota; Metazoa; Arthropoda; Insecta; Coleoptera; Staphylinidae. The transcript has 4 exons. Gene Ontology annotation, biological process: tRNA processing. Bases 91 to 1287 code for a protein of 398 amino acids.